Lycium ferocissimum is the source of this 4672-nucleotide messenger RNA. RefSeq names its product factor of DNA methylation 4-like. Gene Ontology annotation, biological process: gene silencing by siRNA-directed DNA methylation. The record is from RefSeq and is a predicted model, not a curated record. The transcript has 7 exons. The coding region runs from base 234 to 3971 and encodes 1245 amino acids. Lineage: Eukaryota; Viridiplantae; Streptophyta; Magnoliopsida; Solanales; Solanaceae.
AAUGAAUAAUUUUUGCUUCAUUGUGUUUGAUCUCUCUUGCAUAGUUAAAAUGUAGCUUCCAUAUGCUCCAUUUUUUUUCAUGUUCUAGUCUUGUUAGAGAUUUAUAUGCCAAUAAAAAAAUCUGCUGUGUAAUGUUUUUGCCUGUUAAAGCUAUACUGGGAAAUUUUCGAUCAAGUCGAUGAAAAAAGAGGUGCCAUUCUCAUAAGUUCAAAUAUAUCAAGAAGGAUCUUUUAAUGGAGCAAUGUUCUAGAGAAAAUGCUGAUAUAACUGAAUCAGAGAUUGAUGACUAUAAAGAAAGAUCUUAUGUAGAGCUGAAGUAUGGCAAUCAAUCUUUUAAGAUAUCAGAUGUGGCUUACACUUGUCCCUACUGUCCAGAGAAAAGCACGCGUCACCUUUUCUAUGAAGAUCUCUUUCAGCAUGCAAGUGGAAUAGGAAAGUCUAAGAUACGAACUCCAAGAGAUAGGGCCCUCCAUCUUGGAUUGGCCAAGUACUUGGAAAAUGACGUAGCAGGUGCUGCUGGUCCAUCGAAAUCUAAUAAAGAGUUGAAGAGUGGAACUCACUCUUCUAGGAAAUCAGAUGUAGCUUUUGCUUGCCCCUAUUGUCCGGAGACAACAAAAAGGGAUUUUUCUUAUAAGGAUCUCUUGCAGCAUGCAAAUGGAAUAGGAAACUGUAACUCUAUGAAGCGAACUGCAAGAGAUAAGGCGAACCAUCUCGCAUUAUUUAAGCGCUUGGAAAAUGGUGCAGCAGGUUCUACAAGUUCAGCAAAAUCUUAUGAAGAGUCAACAAUCAAAAAAAAACCUUAUGAAGAGUCGAUGAGUGGAAAUCGACCUCCUAAGAUAACAAAUAUGACUUUUGCUUGCCCCUAUUGUCCGGAGACAAGAGAAAGAAAAUUUUCUUAUAAGGAUCUCUUGCAGCAUGCAAAUGGAAUAGGAAGCUCUAACUCUUUGAAGCGAAGUGCAAGACAUAAGGCGAACCAUCUUGCAUUAGCCAAGCGCUUGGAAAAUGAUGUAGCAGGUUCUGCCAGUUCAUCAUAUAACGGGUGGAGGAGUGGAAAUCGCUCUCUUAAUAUAUCAAAUAUGGCUUUUGCUUGUCCCUAUUGUCCAGAGACAAGAAACAGAGAUUUUUCGUACAAAGAUCUCUUUCAGCAUGUAUAUAGUGUAGCAACCUGUAGCUCUUUAACACGAACUGCAAGUGAUAAGGCCAACCAUCUUGCAUUGGCUAAGUCCUUGGAAAAUGAUGAAGCCGGUGCAGCUGGUCCAUCAAAAUCUUAUGAAGAGUUCAAGAGUGGAAAUCACUCCUUGAAGAUAUCAGAUAUGGCUUUUUCUUGUGCCUAUCCAGAGAUGAGAAACAGAGAUUCUUUGUAUGAGGAUCUAUUGCAGCAUGCAAGUGGAGUAGGAAGCGGUAACUCUAAGAAGCAAACUGCGAAAGAUAAGGCCAACCAUCUUGCCUGUGCCAAGUACUUGGAAAAUGAUGUAGCAGGUUCUUCUGGUGCAUCAAAAUCUUAUGAAGAGUCAACAACAACAACAUACCCCUGGUCCCACAAGUGGAGUCUGGGGAUGGUGGGGUGUACGAAGACCUUACCCCUACCUUUGUCGGGUAGAGAGGAUGUCUCCUGUAGACCCUCGGUUCAAGAAAAUCGGUUUUUCAGAACAAAAUCUUUUGAAGAGUCAACAAGUGGAGAACUCUCUUUUAACAUAUCGGAGAGGACUUUUGCUUGUGCCUAUUGUGCAGAGACAAGAAACAGAGAUUUUUCGUACAAAGAUCUUUUGCAGCAUGCAUUUGGAGUAGGAAACUGUGAUUCUAAGAAACGAACUGCAAGAGAUAAGGCCAACCAUCUUGCCUUGUUCAAGCACUUGCAAAAUUUUGCUAAGUACUUGGAAGAUGAUCUAUCCAAUGCUGCCAGUACAUCAAUGCCUUAUGAAAGAUUGAAGAGUGGUAUUAAUAAUCACUCUUUUAACAAUUCAGAUGUGGCUUUUUUUUGCCCCUAUUGUCCGGAGACUAGAAACAAAGAUUUUUCAUAUAAGGAUCUCUUGCAGCAUGCUGCUGGAGUAGGAAGCUGUAACUCUAAGAAGCGAACUGCAAGAGAUAAAGUCAAUCAUCUUGCAUUGGCCAAGUACUUGUCAAGUGAUGUAGCCGGUGGUCCUAGUUCAUCAAUAAAUUAUGAAGGUUUGAAGAGCAGAAAUAACUCUUUCAACAUACCAUAUUGGGCUUAUACUUUUGCCUAUUGUCCAAAGAAAAGAAAGCGAGAUUUCAGUGAAGUAGGAAGCUGUAGCUCCAACAAGCGAACUGCAGAAGAUAAGGCAAACCAUCUUGCAUUUGCCAAGUAUUUCGAAAAUGAUGUCGCAGAUGCUGCCAGUCCAUCUAAACCUGAUAAUCUGUGUGAUCCUCAGGAUGAUUUUCUUACAGAUCAUGACCUUUCAGAGAUGUUUGUGUGGCCGUGGAUUGGGGUGGUUGUGAACCUUCGCACUGAAUCUGAGGAUGGACGCUAUGUAGGAGAAAGUGGUUCUAAUCUGAAGUAUCAGUUGAUAAGGAGAGGUUUCAAUCCAACACGAGUGCGCACUCUUUGGAAUGACCUAGGCCAUUCUGGAAUUGCUCUUGUUGAAUUCAAGAAAGAUUGGCUUGGGUUCAGUAAUGCCAUAUCAUUUGAGAAGGCCUUUGAGGCCGAUGAUCAUGGCAAGAAGGAUUGGGAAGCCAAUAAUGGGGAAAAAUCUGAUCUUUAUGCUUGGUUAGCUCGAGCUGAUGAUUAUCAGGCCACUAAUGUUGUUGGUGAAAAGCUCCGCAAAGUUGGAGACCUUAGAACUAUUUCUAAUAUCAUUGAAGAAGAAUCUCGCAAGAAUCAUAUACUUGUUUCUAGUUUGACCAAUUCCAUUGAAGUCAAGAAGUUGCACAUAAAGAUGAUAGAGGACAAAUUGCAGGAGACUACCCAAUCUGUUGAACAGUUGAUUGUAGUGAAUGCUAAACUUCGUCAAGAAAAUAACGAAGAAAUAAAAAAGAUCCAGUCAAGUGCACGUGAUCAUUUCCAGCAGACAUUUAUUAAUCAUGAGAAGUUGAAGCUGCAAUUGGAAACUCAAAAAAAGGAGCUUGAACACCAACAUGAAGAACUGCAGAAACGUCAGGCCCAAAAUGAAAGUGAUAGGAAAAAACUGUCCCAAGAUCAUGAACAGAAUGCUAUCCUAAAAACAUCCCUUAGUGCUGCGGUUGAAGAGCAAAAGAGCGUUGAUGAAAAAGUACUGAAAUUGGCAGAAGAACUGAAGAAACAAAAGGAGGAACUCCAUAAGAGAAUUAUUAAGCUUGAGAAACAACUCGAUGCAAAAGAAGCAGGAGAAACAGAAGUUGAGCGAUUGCGAAUGGUUAUAAAGCACAUUGAAGAAGAGGGUGAUCAGGAAGUUCUGGAAAAUGUUGACACACUGCUUAAAAAUUUAAGAGAAAAGGAAGAAAAAUAUGAAGAUUUAGUGGCAUUGAAUCAAACCUUGAUUGUAAAGGAGAGAAAAGGCAAUGAUGAGCUGCAGGAAGCACUUAAAGAAUUGGUUAAUGGCUUGAAGGAAUUACCUAGAAAUGGUCCUAUUGGUGUUAAGAGGAUGGGAGAGCUCGACAUCAGACCAUUCCUUGAAGCAGUGAAGAGGAGAUAUAAUGAGGGAGAAGCUGAGCAGAUAGCUUCUGAGUUGUGCUCGUUGUGGGAGGAGUACCUUAGAGACCCUGAGUGGCAUCCCAUUAAAGUCAUUGCCGUAAAUGGGAAACAUCAGGCUGUAAUAGACGAUGAAGAUGAAAAACUGAAAGACUUGAAGAGAACUUACGGUGAGGAAGUGUAUAAAGCUGUUACAACCGCUUUGACUGAGAUUAAUGUAUAUAACCCAAGUGGAGGAUAUAUCAUUUCGGAGCUGUGGAAUUAUAAAGCUGGUGAGAAAGCGACUCUGGAGGAGGGAGUUACUGUGUUACUAAACCUCUGGAAAAAGAAAAUGACACUCGACUGAACGUUCUUUAGGUACCACCUUUCUCUUGCCACGAUAUCUUCAUCGGUAACAACUUCACAAUAUUUCAAGGAUAUGAGUUUGAACACCAAAAAAGAGCGCACAGAAAAAUCAAGGAUAGACAAAAAGAAAAUGACUAUAACGGAAUACCUGAUUUAGAGAUAUUAAAAUAUCAUUUUCAUAGGCAUUUGUCUCCCAACUGAAACUCUGCUUUUCUCUGGAUUUUUCCUAUAUAUAUAUGCUCUUCUAUGUUAAUAGUUUCCAAGAUACUCGAAUGCUUCGCUUAAGACUAUGUCACAUCACAUUCCAUUCUAGCAGAGGCGGAUCCAGGAUUUGAACUUUAUGGGGUUGUGAAUUGUAGGACAGUGACCUUAAGUACUAAUAACUGAGUUCUAAAUUUAAGUUUUGUACAUAUUUAGUGGAUUUUUUAAUACACAAUGAAUGAAAUCCUUUACUGUGUUUUGGUUCUCCAGGUUUAAGAGAAGUGUUUUCUCAGAUAAAUGCAUAACACACUCUCGAAUAGGCUGGUUUUCUGAUCAGUUCAGUCUUGUUUUUUCUUUUAGUAAAGGUUAGAGGAGCUUCAUGCUUGCAUUUUUCAUGUAAAAUUGCAUGUCAUUGAUAUAGCCAGGUACAGACGAUAAAAGCGGAGAAUUGAAAAAUAGGCAUAAGCUGGGAGGAGGAUGAGUUCGAGCCGCUUAAAGCAG